UGAUUGGCCGGCGGAAGAUAGUCCUCUUUUCCUUCCUGGCUGCUUGAAGGUUGGCCGCCAUUAUGAACGACACGGUAACUAUCCGGACAAGGAAGUUCAUGACCAACCGACUACUUCAGCGGAAACAAAUGGUCAUCGAUGUCCUUCAUCCUGGGAAGGCAACAGUACCUAAGACAGAAAUUCGGGAAAAACUAGCCAAAAUGUACAAGACCACACCAGAUGUCAUCUUUGUGUUCGGAUUCCGAACCCAUUUUGGUGGUGGCAAGACAACUGGCUUUGGCAUGAUUUACGAUUCCUUGGAUUACGCAAAGAAGAAUGAGCCCAAACACAGGCUUGCAAGACAUGGCCUGUAUGAGAAGAAAAAGACCUCGAGAAAACAGCGAAAGGAACGCAAGAACAGAAUGAAGAAAGUCAGGGGGACUGCAAAGGCCAACGUUGGUGCUGGCAAAAAGCUCUGCUCCAUGUAUCUUCAUCUUAGGAUCCAGACUGAUGGAAGAGCUCCCAUCUGGGACAUGAGAAUCUCAUGGCAGAGGGAAAAAGAGCAAAGGCGGAACCUUGUGAUGGCUCUUAGAGUUCCUGCUUAGAUAAG
Molecule: messenger RNA, 589 nt
Organism: Eubalaena glacialis (North Atlantic right whale)
Lineage: Eukaryota; Metazoa; Chordata; Mammalia; Artiodactyla; Balaenidae
Gene: RPS24
Product: ribosomal protein S24
Exons: 5
Coding region: 63-584 (173 amino acids)
Biological process (GO): translation
Cellular component (GO): ribosome
Molecular function (GO): structural constituent of ribosome
Source: RefSeq, a predicted model, not a curated record